Tetrahymena thermophila SB210 is the source of this 3096-nucleotide messenger RNA. RefSeq lists its product as hypothetical. The record is from RefSeq and is a predicted model, not a curated record. Lineage: Eukaryota; Ciliophora; Oligohymenophorea; Hymenostomatida; Tetrahymenidae. The transcript has a single exon.
UAAAUCCAUACAACUUUCUUUUAAUUUUAUAAUUCUAUUCCAUCCAUUAAUUAAAUACAUAUAAGAUUUAUUUUGAGUAUUUUGAAAAUAGAGGCCAAUAUGAGUAGUCCUAUAAGGAAAGCUAAUCAUACUCCUUCUAUUCCAUUUAAUGAAGAAGCAGAGAAAACAGCAAUUUUUCUACCUGCAAUAGAUCUUAAAAGCUAAAAUACAACACCAAGGAGUAGCUUGGUAUAAGCUCCUUUGUCACAUUAAGCUACCGCUAAUAGCUAAUCGUCAAUUUAAUCUAAUUUCAUAUACAAUUAAAAAUCUGUAGAAAAGACCUACAUUCAUGAUAAUUCAAAAAGAAAUUACUAAUCAUCUUGCCAAUAAGAUAUAUUAAAUGGAGUUUAAAGAAUUUCAAAAGAGCCUUCAAACCAAAAAGAACUGGGGCUGCUUAAAGAAGCAUCAAUUAUCCAUAAUUAUGGCCCAAAUAGAAGAAGCAUUUAAUUAAAUUAAAGUAACGAAAGAUCUGGCUAAAAUCUUUACAAUAAUAGCUAUGGAUAUUAGAUAAAUUUAGAAAGAGAUUUAAGAUUAAACCAGAGUUAUGAAGUAAAUAUUAGCAAUUCAGCAAGAUCAAAAUAAAAUAACUAUUCAAACUCUAUUAAUUCUUCUCUAGUAUCAAUCAACAACUAACAAAAAUAUAGAAGCUAAAGUUGUCAGCGCAAGCCUUCGGAUUAACUAAUACUCGGAUCAAUUGAUUUCAACAAUUUUAAUCACAUAUACGCAUUUACUCCACAGUCAGCACCUAAUAGCUAGAUAGAAGGAACAUUUAUCACUAGAAAGAACAUCAAUUAGAUUAAGACUUUAAGCUAUCCUCAUACAAACAUUGUUGAUUAACAUAUCUCAUAAUAAUAACAUUAGAGGUAAGCAAAAGAAGAUAACUUAAUAACUUUAAACAAAAUUAAAGAAUCAACAACACCUAAUCCUCUAUCAAACCCUUUUGAUCCAUUAAAGCAAGAAACUUAAAUACAUUUUGAUACAGAUGGAUGUCGUAAGAAGAUGUAAGAUGAAGCACAAUCUCAAAGUGAAAUUAAAAGAGAUAACCGCUUUCCUAAGGGGUUUUUUGUUUAAACUCCAACUUCUUCAAAAAGACGUACUAUUCGCUUGAAUCAAAACAUUUACUAAACUCCAAUCGAAAAAAAAGAAAACUAGAUAUAAAGCUUUACUAAUAUAAAUGAAUAUCAAUUUACUUUUGGAGACGAAGAAUCUGAAAUUCAAGAUAACAACUUACAAAACAACAUUUAAUCAUCUAAAAAUUCUAAUAUGUAUUAAUUGUAGAAUUAAUCAUUGAAAGUUGGCUAUUAAUUUGAUAAUAAUUAAUUAGAAAAAAUUAAGUAGUGUAAUUAGGAUGACAAACACAAAGACUAUUUAAACCAAUAAAUUACUAAAAAUGAUGUAUGCAGAUCAGUUGCUGCCAAAGGAGGAAUAAGUCUUUCAGCUAAUCAACAAAGACCAGACGAAAAUGCUGUUAUAGACUAAGUUACUUUUGGUCUCUUUCCUAUGAGAGAUCAUAGUUCAAAUUAAAAUUAAAAUUUAAUCAUACACUCUCCUCUGAAUGAAUCUCCUGUUCAAACAACAUCUGCAGGUGUAAGAAAAUAUUAAAAACCAAAAUCACUAUUAUUCAAAAAAAUGUUUGAAAAAGUUAAUUCAUUAAUCGAUGAUCAAAAAAGAGCUGAUUGCAGUCAACAUCAAGAAAAUAGUGAAAUUGGUGAUUCUCCUUUGCAUGGUAGUGAGCGUUUAAUUAAUAGUAAAAACUAUUAAUAAAGAUAAAAUAUGGCUAAAGUCUUUCAUUCGCGUUAAUCUUCACCAAAAAAUAAAUAAUUUAGAUAACCAAAUGGAAAAAAAAUAGGGCUUGCUUCUUCGAUAUUGGAGUAAAUAAAAGAUGCAGACAAUUAAAUUUAAAUGAUUAAUUAUGCUUAAUCUAGAAAUAAUCAAGAGAGUCCUUAAGACAGAGAAUGCGUUCAAUAAACUCCAAAAUCUAUUGAAAACUCAAAAAAAAACUCUGUAGAAAAUGAUAAAAACUAAGUUUUUUUGCAGUUUUAAAAGAAACUUAGUUUUUAAUUGAAUAAUAAUUAAAAUACAAACACUACAACAGAAACUUAAAAAAAUCCCUAACUUUAUCCUUUAAAUAGCUAAGUAAAGAACAAAAAUUCUAUAAAAUCUUCUGACCAUUAGCAGUAAGAUGGGUUAACAUAGGUAGUGUGCUAAAAUAAUGAUAAGUUAAAUAAAUGGCUGUAGGAACACAGUUAGUUUAAAUAGUCAAGUAUUGCUGACUAUUAGAUGUAUGUAGGUAUUUCUUGCUAUUCCGUUACCCCAAAUUAACAAUAAAGUGCAAGAGCUAGUUAUAAUUAAGAAGAUGAACAAAAUAAACUUCCAAAUAACACAUUCACAGAUAAAACUCGACUCUAUAAUAAUGUUUAAAUUUCAAAUAAUAUUUAAUAAAUGCAGAUUACUAAUUAAAUCCAAAAUAAUAAUGAUACAUCUAUAAAUAAUAUCUAAAGGUAAUCUGCUUAAAAAAUACAAAUUUAAUCUAAUAAAUUAUCACUAAAAUAAAAGUAAACUACUAAAAAACACCUUUAAGCAAACUUCAAAUUAAAUAGUGCUUCAGAUUUAGAUAUUUAGAAUGCUUAAAUUGGUUAAUCAUCUAACUGUUCUCCUAAAUCUUUAAAAAAGAAAGCUGUUGUUAGAAAAUUAAGUAGCCUAUAAAUUAAUGAUUAAAGCCCUUCUCCUGAUGAAAAUGCUCAACUAAAGUAAAAUUAAUGUAAUUAAAUAAUUGAUAAGCUUGGAGAUCUAUAAAAAAUUUCAUAAGACUCCAUAUAAAUUAAAAACUCUUAGUAUAAGACAGAUAAGCAAUAAAACAAAAAUUUAAGUAUAAAACAAAGUUUACAGUUUGAAAAGAUAUCCUCUAUAAAAAAAGAUUCUAAAAUAAAAGGAGAAAAUACUAAAAACAAUGCUAAUAAAAAUAUUGGUCCCUGGAUUAAUGAAAAAGAUGACAUAGAAGAUGAUAUUAUGAUGGAAAGAAUACUUCAAAAUUAAACUCAAAUUAAAAUUUAAUGA